Messenger RNA from Cercospora beticola, 837 nucleotides. RefSeq names its product carbonic anhydrase family protein. Gene Ontology annotation, molecular function: zinc ion binding; carbonate dehydratase activity. Gene Ontology annotation, biological process: one-carbon metabolic process. Lineage: Eukaryota; Fungi; Ascomycota; Dothideomycetes; Mycosphaerellales; Mycosphaerellaceae. The record is from RefSeq and is a predicted model, not a curated record.
AUGUCGUUCACAAGAUCACUUCCCCUGCUGGCCCUCGCUGCCACCGUGGCCAACGCCUGUCCCAAAUUGCAAAAACGACAAGGCGUAAAUGCCACUCUCCCCGAAGACCCUCGCUUCUGGGCCUACGAAGCAAGUUACGAUUGGGGAAGACUAGACCCAGAGUGGGUCCUCUGCCAAGCCGGCACCCAACAAUCCCCCAUCCCCCUCCGCCUCGACCAAGGCCUCUCCCGCGCCCACAUCCCAACCUUCUCCUACCCCUCCAAUGUCACCGGAAACUUCUCCAACUGGGGCUACGGCCCCUCUUAUACCCUCUCCCUCGGCCCCAACGACUCUUACACCACCCUCCCCUCACUGACCUUCCCGGAGGAGGCGAACGAUCACUCCACGAACGAAACUGUUUAUCUCGCGAGUUGGCACAUUCACGCUCCGGCGGAUCAUACUGUACAAGGGGAUCGCUCGAAAGCGGAGUUACAUUUGGUCCAUGCGGAUGCUGAAGGACAUGAACGUGCGGUUUUUGCGAUUAGGAUUGAUCCGGGGAAUGCUGAAAGCAGAUUUUUUGCGCAGUUGCCGGGGAUGGUGGGGUUUAAUAAUACGGAUGUGAGGGAGACGGAGGUUACGAUGGAUUUGAAUUUGGCGUUGGAUGAGGUUUUGCGGUUUGCGGAGUUUUGGACUUAUAAGGGUUCUCUGACGAGCCCGCCUUGCACGGAGGGAUUGAGGUGGUUUGUUGCGAGGAAUGUGUUGUUUGUGUCUGAUGAGCAGAUGCAGGAUAUUUUGAGGGUUAGUACUUUCUCUGCGCGGACGGAGCAGGAGGUUUGGAGGCAUGAUAUCAAUAUUUGA